GCUAUGUUACGUUUUAUUCCGUUACGUUACGUUACGUUUUGUUCCGUUCCGUUCCGUUCCGUUACGUUACAUUAAGAACGUUUGCAGAGCAAGCAGCAGGGUAGUGGAAGAGCGGUCGAAUCUCCUUACGAAACUCGUCAUAAAACUCGAACAUUUGCAUUUGUCGUGUUUUUUUUUUUUUCCUCUCUCUUUUUCUUUUUUUCCCCUUUUCUGAAAUUUUGGAAAUCGUGCAUCAUCAAGAGAGUGCGGAAAACCCAAGACUCCCCCCCCCCCAAAAAAAAACAAAGACUGUGCGGAUCUUUCCCCAUUCUCGGGAAGUGGAUAAAGUUUGAGGGUGAUCUGAUCUGAUCUGAGUUGGGUAAUUGUUGUUAUUUUUUUGGUCGGUCUUUCAGUUGUUGGAUGAUUCUUUUCUUUUUUUCGGUCUCUCAGUUCGAAUCACGCUCAGAAAAAAGAAGAGCGAGCGAAAAAAAAAAACACAAGCUCUGAUUACAUGUGUCCAAGCUGAUCUGAUCUGGAUUGAGUCUACAUUCGGUCUCAGUUAAAAAAAAAAGUACUGGUAUAUAACUGCCGAUUGUAUUGAUUAAGGAGAAGUAAUUAAGACUUAGUAGGAGGUCCUAGUAGGAAGCAGGCAGGCAGGCAGACUUGAAUCUGUGGAGGAGGAGGAAGAGGGGGGUAAACGGAGGAACAGUAUUAAGAUAAGGAGGAGGAGAAAGGGGUAGGAAGAGGGGGAGGGGGAAGAAGAGGAGGAGGAGGAGGAGGAAUAGAAGGUGGAGAACGAGGGAGGGAGGGGAGGACGAGGAGGAGGGGUGGCAGGAAAGGUGGUGUAUGAGGCAGCGGAAAGAGGACUAGUUGUAGAGGAGGGGGAAAAGGAGGGCUAAUAGGACGAGGAGACGAAGAUAGGACGAGAAGGAAGAGGAGGCGGAGGAGGAGGAGGAGGGGGAGGAGGAGGAGGAGAAGGAGAACGUCUGGGCGAGGGAGUAAGGAAGGGAGAGGAGGAGGAGGAGGAGGAGAAGGAGGAAGAGGAGGAGGAGGACGAGGAGGAGGAGUAGGAGGAGGACGAGGAGAAGGAGAACGUCUGGGGAAGGGAGUAAAGAAGGGAGAGGAGGAGGAACAGGUGGAGCGGAGUGGAAGUGGAAAGGAAGGAGGAGGAGGCAGGUGAGAAUUGUUGGGAGAAUCAAGGACCCUUCGUCCUCUCUCUACUCGUCAUGGACGUGGACGUUAUCUCUCGGAAGCUCGCUCUGGAAGGGUGUAUGCCGGUGAUCAAGAAGGCCAAGGAGCUGUUAAGACUCUGCAGUAUCCGUUUCGAAGGUGGACUCGGAGUUGCAGAAUCGUGCAAAGCGGUUGUUUGUCUGGAGCUUGCUUGCUCAGAGCUGCAGGUGCCAUUUGACAGACAGAAGGCGAUACGGUUGAGUGGAUCAUCAGAGAAGCCGUAUACCAAGGCUCUGCAAACUGUUCAGAAUGCUCUUGGGAUCAGGUAUUUGACUGUGCACAUUAAUCUUCACAAGUAAUCAGGUAUUUGAAAAUAUGCACAUGUAUAUAGGGUUCGGCCUCCUGACGAGUCGGCGAAACUCAGCCGA
Chara braunii is the source of this 1577-nucleotide messenger RNA. NCBI's taxonomy places the organism in Eukaryota, Viridiplantae, Streptophyta, Charophyceae, Charales, Characeae. The record is from the annotation of a GenBank genome assembly.